GUCAGCGAGCAUGUCAGCAGAGAGGAAGAGCAAGUGGGACGAGCAGGGAGAGGCAGGCGCAAAGCCCGGCCCUGAUGCUGCUGCCGCUGCCGCUGCUGCCGUGGCCGCCAAGAUUGCUGCGCAGUACGGCGCCUCUUCGUCGGCAUCUUCUGGUGGUCAUGACGCGCGGUCUCCUUCUGCAGGCGAUGUCAGGAAGCCAGAUCUACACGAUGCCGAAUUUACGCAUGACAUUGAGAUCAACGACCAGCGAAAUCGAUACAUGCUCACAAAGGGCCAGACACAAAAGCAGCUCGAGGAAGAGACGGGCGCUUCCGUCACGACAAAGGGGACAUGGUACCCCGACAAGUCGCUUGCUACCGCACAGGACCCUCCGCUGUUCCUACAUAUUUCGGCGACGACCAAGGAGAUCCUCGACAAGGCCAUCGCGGCCAUCAAUGAGCUCAUGGCACAGGAUGUUCCUCAGCUUAUCGAGGACCGGCAUGCCAAGCGUCUCGAAUACGAGGCUCAGCGACGGGCACAUGCGCCGCCUGGGCGGCGCGAAUGGCCGGAGGAGAAGGUCUUCAUUGGCUUGGACUCCAUGCGCAACUUCAAUGUGCGAGCAAAGACGGUCGGACCUGGGGGCGUCUUUGUCAAGUACAUCCAGGGCGAGACCGGCUGCCGAGUCCAGAUCAAGGGGUUAGGAUCGGCGUUCAAAGACCCAAAUACGGGCAUGGAGAGCCAAGAGCCGAUGCACAUCCACCUGACAGGCCCCGAUGCAGCCAAGGUCGCCGAGGCAAAGGAGCUUGCCAUGGAUCUCCUCGACACAGUCAGGACGAGACACGCAGAGGCACAGCAGGCGACAAUGGCGCAGUGGGGGCCCCACACCCACAUGCAGGCAGGCAUGCCAGGGUACGGAUCGCCCGGAGCCUAUGGCCAGGGGGCGCAGCAGGGCUACGGAGCGUACCCAGGAUGGGAUCAGCAGCAACAAGCUCAAAUGCAGCCACAGCAACCACAGCAGGCGCACCCUCCCCAACCGCAGGGUGAAGCGCCACCGCUGCCCGAUGAUGCGCCUCCGCCACCGCCCCCGGAGGACGAGGCACCUCCGCCACCGGCCGAACCGGCAAAGAAGAAGAAGACGCCAGAGGAAGAGGCCAUGGACAAGUAUUGGAACGAUUACAUCACCUGGGAAAAGUCUUACGUCGAGUACCAUAAGCGGUUGCCGACAAAAGACGAAGGCGGUCAGGAUGUCCCUCCCGAAUACCGGACGGCUCAGAAUGGCCGGUGAAGGUCAGAGGGGGAACGAAGCGCUCUCUGUCUCCUGUGAAUGUAUAUCUUUGUUGCAAAACUUCUUUACAAU
Molecule: messenger RNA, 1336 nt
Organism: Acaromyces ingoldii
Lineage: Eukaryota; Fungi; Basidiomycota; Exobasidiomycetes; Exobasidiales; Cryptobasidiaceae
Exons: 7
Coding region: 11-1264 (417 amino acids)
Cellular component (GO): nucleus
Molecular function (GO): RNA binding
Source: RefSeq, a predicted model, not a curated record